AUGGGGAACUCUAUCACACAAAGCAUCAAGGAGCAACAAGACAAGAAUGAGUUGGAAGUGACGGAAACUCUUCAAAUGAUGCAUAAGAUGAUGGAAAAUAGGAUUGCUGCUGCAUCUUCUCAGGUAGGUGCGAGAAAUGGGUAUCAUCGGACCAUCCGAACUAGAACUCGGAGGGUCGUGAGUUCGAUUCUCACACGGAAAUCGGAAUUUUUUCUGAGCUUUCGGGUGUUUGAUUUCUCCUUCUUCCGGCCCAAAUUAGGUGCAAGCUACAGUUCCACCUUUUGAUUAUGCCGCUAGAACAAGUCUUGGGGUGCGUGCGACCCCUUGAAUGAAAACUAUUGGGCAGUAUUUUCUUAUAGUACUGGGCCCGGUUCUUGGAAGGCUGAUUAGCAUCAAUCCAGGAUUAAAAUUUGUUCUGUUUUUGUAUUUUACCUUCCUAUGCAUUGCUAAGAGUAACAUUUUGUGUUAUCAUUACUGCAUUUUAGAGUUAACACUCAACAGUGAAAGCUCGAGUUGCGAGUUCUUAGACAAGAAAGUCUUCCUUAAAAACUUGGCUUAAUCGUGGGUUAAACUUAACCAUCUUUGGAGGAACCGGGUCCUGUUUAUAAAGUGUGACGAUUGAAACAAAGUUACCAAGAAGUAUUUUCCGGCAUACGCUGCAAUUGUUAAUUACCAGCCGAGGUGUUCUGCUAGAACGUUUUAGCCUUUGACUUGAAUUUCUAAAAUAGUGUGCCUAGAAUCAUCCUUGUCAUGUCUUGUAUUGCAGCCCGCAUGAAUUGUGCUGCACAAUACCUUUUGAGUCUGUAGAUUUAGCCCUCUAAAUUUUAUCAUCCAUAUGAUUGCUACAAGCCUUCAGUACUGUCUUGCUUUGGUACUGUUUUAGCCUCCUCUGCAGGCAACUCCUAUUGUAACGGUUACACUGACCUUGAGGAGUCUGAUGUCAUUCCCCGUUCUACACCACAUUCUCCCACUCGUUCUCUAAAACAGGACAGUGUCGACCUGAGUGAAGCCUGCCGAGGAUGCUAGCACUGUUCAUUACCUUGCUGACAUAAGCGUGGCGUUCUUCAGUAUUUUCAUGAGGUGAAUUUCAUGAGACUGCCUAAAUAUAAAUAAGGUGGCUCUUACCGUUGAGUACUGAAUUUAUCAAAAAAGAUAUGUGUGCGAUGUUAUGGUAUUACUUUAAAAACACCCUUUAAACACAUUGGUCUAUACGUGGAGGCUCUUCCCGAAAGGGCAAGGUGUCUUUUUUCAGCUGGCUUUAGUUUAUGAAAGGCGGCAUUUCAUUUGUUGAAGUAUAUGAAAAGGUAGGAGAAUUUGUCAUUUCGGUCUGCAAAAAGGCCCAGUAGGGCUAACCAUGAGAGGCAUACAUGUAAUAAAGUCGAGAAAGCAUUCUAGGUGCAUUCACAGAAGGUAAAAGGGAUGCAAAAGUCUAAACUAGGUCCGUGUAAAAGGAGAACCAUCUGUCAAAAGAAGGUAUACGAAAGGAGUAUCUUUUCUGUUAAAAUAAAAAUUGUCAAGAGCCCAUGAGUUCCUGAAAUGGUGCAUGAAAUGAUAAAGGAUUGGACCUCAGGGAGGAGCCUCCACGUAUAAACCUCUGUAAAGUACCCCCGGGCUUCUCUCUCACUCUCUGACAUCGCCUUUCUAUACGGUUCUCUUUGCUCAGUUUUUCCUUUUAUUGUCCUGUCCCAUCUCAUCUUGGAUUCUUGCUGCUUUCUUUCUCUGUUGAUUAGAUGGAGAACGAAGCCAUAGAAGACAAGACUUUGCCAAUAGUAGCAAUAGUGGACAAAUCAAUGAAAUACUUGAUAAAGGUUUCCAGCAAAACAAGCGACGAGGUGUCAAACGCCAUCGAUGAAAUCUUAAGCGGUGAUUUCCUUGCCGGCCUCAAGAGUGUUAUUAAAGUUGGUCUGGAUGCGAUGCUUGGAAACGUGUCAGCCGGGAUAACGGAGAAGCGAGACUUCCACGUGGUGUUCGCCAACAACAGCCUUUUGCGAAUCGACUACAUGUGUUACAAAAACGAAUUUAGCUCCACAGGGAUCAAAGACGAGGUUAAGAACGCUUUCUGCUACUAUCUGCAAGUUGGCGUCCUGAAUUUAGAGAAAGUAAACCCACAGAUUCUGCUGUACGAGCUCACGAGGGCCAUCGGCGAGUCCAUGCUUCCUCAGGCGGCCAAACAUCUACAGGGUCUUGCUACAUUCGCAAAAGAUCUUUACAAGGUGCUUAACGACCUCGACAGGGCCGCAGUUGGAUCGCUAGAGGGCGCACCGUCCAAACCAAACACGUUCACUUUCAGCACCAAGGAGAAAGAAGAGAUAAAGAAGAAAGCCCUUUUGGCCCGUUACCACACUCACGAGCAUACACCAUUCUUUAAACGACCACCGCCGAGUCGACCAUCAUCUCCAUCGCCACCCGGACCUGAGCAAGGCCAAGGUCAAGGUCAGGGACAAGGGCAAGGACAAGGUCAAGGGCAAGGACAAGGACAAGGGCAAGGGCAAGGGCAAGGGCAAGGUCAAGGACAAGGACAAGGUCAAGGUCAAGGU
Molecule: messenger RNA, 2537 nt
Organism: Porites lobata
Lineage: Eukaryota; Metazoa; Cnidaria; Anthozoa; Scleractinia; Poritidae
Source: the annotation of a GenBank genome assembly